AUGGUACACGCAACUAUAGUGCUAAGUGAUUUCCAACAACAAGCACUGGAUGAACACAACUAUUACCGACAGCAAAUGCAUUGUACGGGACCGAUGAUAUUGAAUGUAUCAUUGAAUGUCAUUGCAGAGAAUUACGCCCAGUAUCUUGCUGCCAACAACAUAUUCAGUCAUAGUCUGACGCCGGGGCUUGGUGAGAAUCUUUACUAUUCGUAUUCAUCGGCAGGCAUCAAUUCCAUGAAUGGCUCUAUCCCAACCACGGCUUGGUAUAGUGAAAUUGCUAUGUAUAACUUUAGUUCACCGGGUUUCUCAUCAGCUACUGGACAUUUCACUCAAGUAGUUUGGCUUGGAUCAACACAGUUGGGAAUUGGAAUCGCAUUAACUAGUGAUAACCGAACAGCCUAUGUUGUAGCCAACUAUUAUCCACCAGGGAACUACCUUGGCCAAUUUGCCACUAACGUUCUUCCGGUAUGCAAUUCGAGCACAGUUGCCAACAAUGUUUCCACUAUAGUCACUACUACUGCGACUUCAACAACACCUUCGGUUGUAUCAACAACUUUGCCAGGUAAUGGCAGUUCAAUGAUCGGUUCAAUUGUAUUGAGUAGUUUCCAGCAACAGGCUUUGGAUCAACACAACUAUUACCGACAGCAAAUGCAUUGUACUGGGCCAAUGAUAUUGAAUGCAUCAUUGAAUGUCAUUGCAGAGAAUUACGCCCAGUAUCUUGCUGCCAACAACAUAUUCAGUCAUAGUCUGACGCCAGGACUCGGUGAGAAUCUUUACUAUUCGUAUUCAUCGGCCGGUAUCAAUUCAAUGAAUGGCUCUAUCCCAACCACAGCUUGGUAUAGUGGAAUUGCUAUGUAUAACUUUAGUUCACCGGGUUUCUCAUCAGCUACUGGUGCUUUCACUCAAGUAGUCUGGCUCGGGUCUACACAGUUGGGAAUCGGAAUCGGGUUAACCAGUGAUAACCGAACAGCCUAUGUUGUAGCCAACUAUUAUCCACCAGGGAACUAUCUUGGUCAAUUUGCUACUAAUGUUCUUCCUGUAUGUAAUUCAAUGUCAUAUUCGACAACAACAACAAGCAUUCCAGCAACAGUUACGUCCAUGUCUCAAUCAAACUCGAGCUGGACCACCACGGCCACUUCAACUGGAAGUGUAGCGUCAACAAGUACUGGUGUCAUUCUCAAAGGACGUGGAAGUGAACGAUACUUUAGUUACCCUCACUUCGGCUGGUAUGUUGAGCCAUUGGAAUGCACUCAUUUUUCAAGAUACGGUAUGCAUGGUUUACAUGUCAGAGGUUUUCCAAACUUGAUUCCACGAGACGUCCUUUAUGAAUCACUCGAAGCAACUCCGCUAGCAAGUGCAAGCUCGAAUACAACAAUUACUUCAACACCAAGCGUGAUCUCAAAUACAACAGUUACUUCCACACAAAGUGUGGGUUCGACAACAACUAUGAGUACAUUGGGCAACGGUGGGUCGACAACUUCUAGUACAACAGCAUCAAACGCUCUUCCCUUCAGUAAUGGAAGUACGACACCGGUUGUCGGAUCUACCACGAGCGCUGUUACAUCAUCCUUAGCGACUACACAAGCAGGGACGACCCAGCUCAAAAAUUCGGGUGAACGUGUGCAUAGCUCUUAUGCUGAUCGCUUCCUGAUUUUCAUCGUUUCGCUCUUGCUUGUUUCUUGGUUUUGA
This is a messenger RNA of Rotaria socialis, 1689 nucleotides long. Lineage: Eukaryota; Metazoa; Rotifera; Eurotatoria; Philodinida; Philodinidae. The record is from the annotation of a GenBank genome assembly.